Messenger RNA from Didymella exigua CBS 183.55, 321 nucleotides. RefSeq lists its product as uncharacterized. The transcript has 2 exons. Lineage: Eukaryota; Fungi; Ascomycota; Dothideomycetes; Pleosporales; Didymellaceae. The coding region runs from base 1 to 321 and encodes 106 amino acids. The record is from RefSeq and is a predicted model, not a curated record.
AUGGCAACCAAGGAAUGCUCGCUGUGCCACACCCUACGUGGCGUCCUCGUGCGGUGCCAAAUCGACGAGUCGGGAAAGUGGAACUUUGUUUGCCCGGGGAAGUGCUGGCACUCGGUGUCUGGCGGCAUUGAGGACGCGAAGGGCCUCGAGGGGCUUUAUCCGUACUACCGCUACGGCGGCAUGUGGAAGGACCGUAAUGCAGAUGGACCGACGUCUGCGAAGAAGCCGCGAAGAGUUAAGGAGCGACAGAGAAAGGAAGAAGCAGAACGACAAGCAGAGCAGAACGCGCAACUACUACGAACCGCGCCGUCAGAGCAUUGA